Notothenia coriiceps (black rockcod) is the source of this 2038-nucleotide messenger RNA. RefSeq names its product gamma-secretase activating protein (gene gsap). Gene Ontology annotation, cellular component: trans-Golgi network. Bases 200 to 2038 code for a protein of 612 amino acids. The transcript is spliced from 23 exons. NCBI's taxonomy places the organism in Eukaryota, Metazoa, Chordata, Actinopteri, Perciformes, Nototheniidae. The record is from RefSeq and is a predicted model, not a curated record. Gene Ontology annotation, biological process: positive regulation of amyloid-beta formation.
AGGAGGAAGCUGUAUGUGCACUACUGCUUUAAGUUUCAGCAACAACUAGCCAAAGUUAGCAUGUAGUUAAAUGGUCACAUGAUGCAGAGCCUGAACGCACACCGGCCGUCAGGUGCCAGGAGCCGCCUCUUCACGAAGCAAGCUUAUUCCGGAGUGUUUUAAAUAAAGUAGGGAUUUUCAACUGAGGAUUGGUGUAAACAUGCUGAAGUUAAAGCAAAAGUUUGACCUGCACAGAGAUGUUGUUUCUGACAUUCUGAGGAAAGAAGCGUCGGUCUGCAGAGUGAAAGAAUACUCUGGAGCAGUGGACACCCGGAUCCUAAACAUUGAGAGGGAUGGAGGCAUCCUUUACUCCUGGAAGGGAGCAACAGGGACUACCAGGAUUGGGAAAUUUGACUCCAACACCAAACAGAACAAGCUCCUGUACACAUUUGACAAGCAGGUGUGUGUCAGCAGCUGCUCUCUGAACAAGGAGGAGACCCUGUUAGCUGUCAGCUUGGCACAAAACACCAGAGGAGAGGAGCGCCUCAAACCAAUGUCCAAGUGUCUAACCCUCCUGAUCGAGAUCCAUCCCAUCAACAACACUAAAGUCCUCAAGGCGGUAGACUGCAGGGUCAAAGUGCAGUUCCUGCACGCAGAAACUGACAGGAGAUCAGUGCUGGAGAGCCACCUGCUGCUGCUGACUGAGGAUGGAUAUGUUGAUCUCUACCAUGUUAUGCUGACGAAACAGGAGGGUUACAGAGUGGUGAUGGCAAAUCCGGAGCGUUUGUUAAAAACAGCAGAGAGGAUCGUAGAGGACUUCUGCUGGCUCCAGUGGGACGGACACACACAACGAGUCUACUAUCUCACGCAUAGUGUGACACACACUCAGGACAAGUUUCUCAUGCGAUGUGUGCAGUUUUACCCCAACCAUAAAUGUGAAACUAUGUUGGAAUUCCCAUUAGAGUUUCCUGCUAAUCUUUUCCGCACAGUCAACUUUGUAAAUCUGGGUUUCGACCACUAUCACGAGAAGAGCCCAGAGCAGGAGCCCCUGAGGCUGAAAGUGUUCACAAACAUAAUAGGAAGCAUGUGUGUGUGCUACAGCCAACAUCUGAAAGCCAAACAGGAAGUGAGCUACACUGUGCUUUUAGUCCACAAAGACUGCAGCAAGACGUUCAGAGUGUCUCUGGGCAGCGAGCAGAAAGCCACACAUCUCCAUCCGCUCUUCAUUCCUAUAGGUUACCACAUCCUGGUGUACCUGCAGGACCAUUUCCUCCACUGUAUCAACACCAGGCAGCAGGAGAUAGUCUGUCACUCCCUCUUUCUCUCAGGUCUUGAUGUGGACCUGGGUUUGCCGUCUCAGUCAGCUGACGUCACAGUGUUGCACUCAGAAGAAGAGUCCAGUGGCAGUGUGUUGGACCUGGGCAGCGGCAGGAUCCACGAGGCCGAGCUGAGCCCUGCCUUCCUGCUGAAGAUCCUGCGAGCUCCUUCCAGGUGUCCCAGCAGCAAGACUGACCCUCAGCGCAUGGCCGCCCUCCACUGCCUGCUGGUGUACCUGGGAAACGACCCAAACCUGGAGCUGAAGAUCACCGAGUGGCUCUUUGACAACGUGAACACCUUCGACUCCUUUGAUCAGAUCCAAGAGUUCAUUCUAGCAUCUUUAUACAGAAUAAGCUAUGAGAAGUCUCUCAGCCUGGAUAAAGUCCUGCCCUACUCCUCUGUGCUCGACAAGAAGGAGGUACCAGCAUGUCUGUUGGAGGUCCCUGGUGUGUUGUGUACCACUGAGCAGCAUAUUGAACCCGUGUUCAAAGGCAAGGCCAGAAUUCUCCAGGGUUUCUGGUCAGAGCUGCAGUGGAACACGGAGAGGACACAAUAUCUGGAUGCUGAUCCCAAUCCCAGAUACAGAACCUCACACAUACAAGCCGACUGGGAUAAACUGAGGGCCGAGAGGAGACCUUCCAGCCACAUGAACCACAUCGAGGAGAACACCAAGAAAGUUCUAUCGAUGGUGGACACCUGGUGUCUUGGUAAGACGCAUGAGCACACUGAAACACACACAUAA